Molecule: messenger RNA, 2137 nt
Organism: Nerophis lumbriciformis (worm pipefish)
Lineage: Eukaryota; Metazoa; Chordata; Actinopteri; Syngnathiformes; Syngnathidae
Product: pre-B-cell leukemia transcription factor 1
Biological process (GO): regulation of DNA-templated transcription
Cellular component (GO): nucleus
Molecular function (GO): DNA-binding transcription factor activity, RNA polymerase II-specific; DNA binding
Source: RefSeq, a predicted model, not a curated record
GGAGAGAGAGAGCUGGCUUCGUCAGUCUUAGUCCGUCUCCCUCCUCCCAAAUCCAGAAAAGCUCACAGAGGAGGCGCGGCGAGAGGAAUCCGGAGGAAUUUCUGCGAGGAAUAUUUCCUGUCUUUCCCACCAGCAGCUCCCUCCUUGCCUUUUUCAUUCCACGCGCGCACACAAAGAAGAAGUGAAAAGUUGGAGGUGAGAGAGAAGAAAGAAAGGAAGAAAGAAAGAAGGAUCGAUGAUGGACGAGCAGCCUCGCUUGAUGCACUCUCACGGGGUGGGCAUGUCAGGACACCCCGGCCUGGCGCAGCAUUUGCCGGAUGGCACGGCGGGGACGGACGGCGAGGGACGGAAGCAGGACAUCGGAGACAUUUUACAGCAAAUCAUGACCAUCACCGACCAAAGCUUGGACGAAGCACAGGCGAGGAAACACGCAUUGAACUGCCACAGAAUGAAACCUGCACUCUUCAACGUCUUGUGUGAAAUAAAGGAGAAAACAGUGCUGAGUAUCCGUGGCGCCCAGGAGGAAGAACCUCCCGAUCCCCAGCUGAUGCGCUUGGACAACAUGCUGCUGGCCGAGGGGGUCGCCGGGCCCGAGAAAGGCGGCGGGUCGGCAGCUGCAGCCGCCGCCGCUGCGGCCACCGGCGGCAUCGGCGCCGACAACUCGGCGGAACACUCUGACUACCGGGCCAAGCUGACGCAGAUACGACAGAUUUACCACACGGAGCUGGAGAAAUAUGAGCAGGCGUGCAACGAGUUCACCACCCAUGUGAUGAACCUGCUGAGGGAGCAGUCUCGAACACGACCCAUCUCGCCCAAAGAGAUCGAGCGCAUGGUCAGCAUCAUCCACCGCAAGUUCAGCUCCAUCCAGAUGCAGCUGAAGCAGAGCACGUGCGAGGCUGUCAUGAUCCUGCGCUCGCGCUUCCUCGACGCCAGGCGAAAGAGGAGGAACUUCAACAAACAGGCGACAGAGAUUCUAAACGAGUACUUUUACUCUCAUCUCAGUAACCCUUAUCCGAGCGAGGAGGCCAAAGAAGAGCUGGCCAAGAAAUGCAGCAUAACAGUGUCACAGGUGUCCAACUGGUUUGGCAACAAGAGAAUCCGCUACAAGAAAAACAUCGGCAAGUUCCAAGAGGAGGCCAACAUGUAUGCGGCGAGGACUGCGGUUACUGCCACCAGUGUGUCUGCGCACGGCAGCCAGGCCAACUCCCCCUCCACUCCUAAUUCGGCAGGUUCUGCUGGCUCCUUUAACAUGUCAAACUCCGGAGACUUGUUCAUGAGUGUUCAGUCCCUCAAUGGUGACUCGUACCAAGGGGGGCAGGUCGGGGCCAACAUACAAUCCCAGGUGGAUACCCUUCGCCAUGUUAUCAGCCAGACCGGCGGAUACAGUGACAGCCUCGCCGCCAGCCAGAUGUACAGUCCACAGGGCAUCAACACAAACGGCGGCUGGCAAGAUGCUCCGACCCCUUCAUCAGUGACAUCACCCACGGAAGGACCCGGAAGCGUUCAUUCGGACACCUCCAACUGAAUACAUCCAUUCGUGCGCCGUCACCCUGUAUGAAAAAGCAGAACUGACCUUCCCAGUAUUAAAGCGAGGAGACGACUAAGAGGUACUGUGGGGGAAAAGGCGAAUCGCUUGUAACCUUUGGACAUUCGGGAUACAAACAAUGAAAUUGGAAAGAAUCAGCGGAGAGGUUUGUACAGAGUUCUAUUCCGAGGGCUGGGCUUACUUAUUAUUAUUAUUAUUAUGAUUAUUAUGAUGAUCACCUGUUUCCACUUCCAGUGACAAAAUGUUCCAGUAAAUAAAUCAAAGUUUUAUUGGUCAUUCUACCUCUCAGCCACUCAAAAGUAGAACCACGCCAGCGGCCGGGAUUUGUUUUGUAAAAAAAAAGAGGCACAUCUUCUUACUUAUUCUACAGUUUCUUGUCUCUCACCUAUUCUAUCCUAUGGUACGCCAUUUUAGACUAAUAUUGCUCAGUUGUUUACAUUGUGUGCUUGAUAAGAAAAGAAAAAAAAAUGUCCAACCUCCCCUGUGUCUCCGGCGUCUUUUAACCCAGUUGUGUCGGGACAUUUUGACCUCUAAGGUAACCCCUGUGAAGUAUGUUAUCUGUAAAACAAUAAAGAAGUUCUUGUCAUCACA